CGGAGCUGCGGGCGGGGCUGGGGCUUCUGCAGCGAAGGUCCGUGCUGUGCCUGCGCUCUACGACUGGGACGGGAUGGCCACCACCAUCGAUUGUAUGGUGGUGGGAACUGCAGUUUUAGCUCAGUAACCCCUCAAAGUAUGACCCCGCGACUAACGAGUGCUUUUUUAUCGUUUGCAGCCGAGAGUCUUCAUCUUAGAGCCCAUCUGUCCAUUCGGUGAGCGGCAGCAUCAGCCCACCAUGUCGCCGAAGGGCUCGGGAAGAGCUGUGGAAACUAACUCGGAGACUCGAGGAAAGGCAUCUUUCAAAUGCAGCGAGUGCCACGAGACGUUCUCGUCUUAUUACCGCCUGAGGAUACAUCGUCGGGGCCAUAGAGGGGAACCGGCGAAGCCAUACGAGUGCGACGUAUGCCAAGUGUCGUUCUCAGUGGCAGCUUCUCUGAAGGUUCAUGUCCUAACCCACUCAGCAGUAAAACCUUUUGGGUGCAGCUUCUGCAACAAAACGUUUUGUGUACCAUCCGCGCUGCGGGUACACCUGAGAAGUCACACAGGCGAAAAGCCAUUUGAAUGCUCCGUGUGCCCAAGCAAGUUUCCAACAUCAAGAGGUCUACGGUCACAUUUAAAUAGCCACACCGGAGAGAAGGCAUUUGAGUGCGCAGAGUGUCACAAGAAAUUAUCUACGUCUGCCGCUCUCCGUUUACAUUGUCGGCGUAUACAUGCUCGUGAUAAACCACAUCAGUGCACUUUGUGCCCCAAGACUUUCUGUACACCCACUGAAAAGCGAAUUCAUCUACUAACCCACUCUGGGUUCAGGGAGAGAAGCUUUGAGUGCACCGUCUGUCAGAAAAGGUUCUUUCUUCCAAGCAUUUUGAAGAGCCAUCUGAAAAUCCAUACGGGAGAGAAGCCACAUGAAUGCAAUGUGUGCCACAUGAAGUUCUCUACAUCUGUUUCGAUGCGGUCACAUCAGCGCACCCACACAGGAGAGAAGCCCUACGAGUGCAGCAUAUGUCCAAAGAAGUUUUCUACUUCUGGCGGUCUACAAAUCCAUGCCCGAAGCCACUCUGGCGAGAAACCAUUCAAGUGCCCUGUGUGCCACAAGAAGUUCUCUGUUUCCAGUAAUAUGCAGAGACACCGUAAAAGCCACACCGGCGAGAAAGGGUUCCCGUGCCCGAUGUGUGAGAAGAGAUUUUCUGUAUCAGGUUCACUGCGCAUGCAUCUGCGGCGUGCACACACAGAUGAUAAGCCAUUCGAGUGUGCGGACUGCCCAAAGAAAUUCGUCACACAUCGCGAGCUAAUAAGUCAUAAGCGAACUCACACAGGAGAAAAGCCAUACGAGUGCUCAAUCUGCCAGAGAAAGUUUUCUCUCUACGGCGGUUUGCAAGGUCAUCUUCGAACCCACACGGGAGAGAAGCCAUACCAGUGCACCGUGUGCCAGAAGAAAUUCAUGUUCAGUGGUAAUAUGAAGAAACACAUGGUAACGCAUACUGGGGAAAAACCACAUGAGUGUGAUGUGUGCCACAAAAAGUUCGGUCACACUAACUCUCUUGAGAAUCAUCUGAGAACUCAUACAGGAGAGAAGCCGUUCAAUUGCACCGUGUGCCAGAGGAAAUUCUUGUCCAGUACUAUUCUGAAGAGCCACAUGGUAACGCAUACUGAGGAAAAACCACAUGAGUGCGACGUGUGCCACAAAAAGUUCGGUCGGACAAUCUCUCUUAAGAUUCAUCUGAGAACUCACACAGGAGAGAAGCCGUUCAAUUGUGCCGUGUGUCAGAGGAAAUUCAUGUUCAGUAGUAAUGUGAAGAAACACAUGGUAACGCAUACUGGGGAAAAACCACAUGAGUGCGAUGUAUGUCACAAAAAGUUCAGUCUACCUCAAAAUCUUAAAAAUCAUCUAAGAACUCAUACAGAAGAGAAGCCGUUCAAUUGUAUUGUAUGCUGUGAAAAGUUCCAUGUAGCUAAGAAUCUAAAGAUACAUCUGCGGACCCACUCACAACAGAAACCAUUCAGUUGUUCAGAGUGCCACACUAAGUUCUCUACAUCGAAGUCUCUGCUAGUCCAUCUGCUAAGGCACAUAGGCGAGGAUCCCUCAGAGUGAUUCGUGUGCCGCUUGAGUUUUUCUAUAAUUGACGCUUUUAUUAGACGUGUGCGAGCUUACCUUGGCGAGAAAUGGAUGCAAGUUCAGUAUUGCUUGGAAUCUCGACGCACAUUUGAGUUGCACAUAUAAAAGUACAUUAUAAUAUAUCGUCUGCGCCAGGCAUUGUGUAUCAUCAGAGUCGUUUCUCUUACAUUAACAAUUAUUAUCUUGCCCAGUGGUUAUCUCAGGGUGCAGCCAUUUUCUGGUAACCUUCAUGGUUGUUCAUAAGGAUAAGUUAAAUUAUAACUCUUACACAUGUUUUUGUAAGUAUUAAUGGUAAUUGCUUAGAAGUGCACAUUUCUUGUUAGUAAUGUUUCUUUUGACUGAGUGUUUU
Molecule: messenger RNA, 2465 nt
Organism: Frankliniella occidentalis (western flower thrips)
Lineage: Eukaryota; Metazoa; Arthropoda; Insecta; Thysanoptera; Thripidae
Product: zinc finger protein 26-like
Exons: 1
Coding region: 239-2092 (617 amino acids)
Biological process (GO): regulation of transcription by RNA polymerase II
Cellular component (GO): nucleus
Molecular function (GO): DNA-binding transcription factor activity, RNA polymerase II-specific; RNA polymerase II transcription regulatory region sequence-specific DNA binding
Source: RefSeq, a predicted model, not a curated record